This is a messenger RNA of Syngnathoides biaculeatus (alligator pipefish), 1825 nucleotides long. RefSeq names its product adenosine deaminase domain containing 2 (gene adad2). The record is from RefSeq and is a predicted model, not a curated record. NCBI's taxonomy places the organism in Eukaryota, Metazoa, Chordata, Actinopteri, Syngnathiformes, Syngnathidae. The coding region runs from base 130 to 1644 and encodes 504 amino acids. Gene Ontology annotation, biological process: RNA processing; adenosine to inosine editing. Gene Ontology annotation, cellular component: cytoplasm; nucleolus. The transcript has 12 exons. Gene Ontology annotation, molecular function: double-stranded RNA adenosine deaminase activity; double-stranded RNA binding; tRNA-specific adenosine deaminase activity.
GUUAAUUCUUAGCCAAUCAAGGAGCAGUUUACUCACAGAUGGUUGAUUAACUCCCUACUUUUUCUUCUUGACCGUUGCUGUUAGUAAAUUGGCGCCACAUAUUGUCAAUAAACUACGACACUCUGCAAAAUGAGUGAUGCAGCAUGCAGGCCGAGGAGCGAGGCAAAGUCGAUCCAACCCCUCAGGAUGCACUGGGUUGAUGUUGAAGGAGAUGAUGACGAUGACCUUGUGAGUGUAGAGGCUGGCACACUCCAACCAGAAAGGAAGUCCAGCCCGGUACCUGCGAGUAUGCAUGAGUCGAAUGAUGUUGAAGUUGAGAAUCACAUCCCAGACCAGCUAGGAAUCCUCAGUCUGUCCAAUAUGUCUGAUGCUGACAGCUUGGAUGAAGAGCUCAUUGUGCAGCAAACCAAAGAUCCGGAGAUUGUCAAAGCCGAUACCGCUGACCUGGACCGGGAUUUCACUAAAACGGAAACUCCUUUAACUUCUUCAUCCUCACCACAUUCAGUUUGGGACACGGACUUCCACAAAAAGCACGUGACCGCAAUAAGCAGUGACAAAUUUGACAGCCUCCUGAAAAUGAGUCCACAUUUCUUCGACUGCAGGAACCACAUGGCAGCGUUUGUCCUCGUGACAGAGGUGACAGACACAUCGGGACGCGCAUGCGAUUUCUACCAGGUGGUUGCAUUAGGAUCCGGCCGCUCCAGCUGCACCAGCUGGCUUUGCUUCAAUGGGACCAUGAUGCACGACUGUCACGCCAUGAUCGUCGCCAAGCGGGCACUGCAGAGGUUCCUCUACAAGCAGCUUCUGCUCUUCUUUGACACCGACCUUCAGGCCAAAAGUCUGAGCAUAUUCGAGUCAUGCGCAGCCGGGCCGCAGCUUCAGCUCAAAGCCAAAACCAGCCUGCACCUCUACACCAAUCAGUGUCCUGAAGGAGCGACCAUGAACUUCAACUUGGGGAGGUACGAUCACAACCCUUGUGUGGAGCUGCAUUAUCACACGAAGGGUUUGCUGGUGCCCGCCGCCCAACUCAAGCCGAUUCACUGGGCGACCAAAGUAUGCUGCCUGUCGGGCACCGACAAGCUGUGUCUGUGGACCGUGGUCGGGGUGCAGGGCGCUCUGCUGAGCCACUUCGUCCAGCCGCUCUAUAUCACAAGCGUGGUGCUCGGAGCCAAGAAGGUGUAUGCCCGCCACUUGUCGGACAUCGCCAACAAGUGUCUGGGCGACGGCUGGGAGGAAAUCUUGCCGCCGUUGUACAAGAGAUAUGAGACCAUCUUUCUGUGCUGCGAAGACAUUGAGCCCAUCCGGGUGUCGCUGGGGGAGGACGUCCUCAGCGUCAACUGGUGCCUCGGAGACAAAGACAUCGAAGUAUUGGACAGCAGUAAAGGCUUCAUCGACGACAGUUCUCCCUCCGUGACUGGGCCCGGCUUCUCCAGCAGGAUGUGCAAGAGAGCGCUCUACAGUUUCUUCCAACGAGUGGCUAAACUGAGUGGACACAGCGACUUGCUGGAUCUCCCCACCUACCACGGGGUUAAGAUGGAAGCGGGCGUCUACCAGACCGCCAAGGAGCUGGUGAGGCAGCACUUCCAGAGCAUCGGUGCCGGUCCCUGCAACGGCAAAAAGCUCGUGGACUGCUUUUGUAUCUGAACAGUUCAUCGCAUUUAGUUGUUCUGUGCAUUCAGUCGUAAAAGUUCUGUUUUUGUGUGGAAAAAAAAUAUUCCAUUUUUUUUAUUUUAUUUUUUCAGUCUUAUGGUAAACAUUGUUUAAUGUUGCAUUGUUAUAGUUUGGAGUGUGGUUCAACAUCUAUAUAAAAGUGUUGUGACGUACA